AUGGAACACAUAAAUAGACACUUUACAGAACGCUAGUGAUUAUUAUUGCCAAGCAGUUGACUAGAUCUGCAACUUGUAGCACAGGAUCUUCGUUCAGCACAAUGGAGAGCUCCAGGCUCAGGGUCCUGGCACUAGGCUGCUGCCUGCUACUAAUUGCUGCUGUCUGUGGCCAGGAGGACAGUUCUGAGCUGGAGACCAGGGCAUUAAGGGACUUUUACCCCAAGGACUCUCUCCCUUCCAGUGAGAAGGAAUUGGUGAGUGCAGACAUCUAUUGAACAGCCUAGUGGGUUAUUUCUUGUUAAAGGCAGGUUGGCGUUUUCUAACAGAGGGGGGUGUUAGAUUGUUAGCUGUGUGGUCCAGAGAAACUGAAUUGUAAUGUAAAAUGUGAUGUUUGCCAGUGACAAGCAAGUGAUAUCUGUUUUGUAGCUGGGAGCUCUUCAGGAAGUUUUGGAGAAAUUGCAGAGUAAACGUGUCCCAUCCUGGGAGAAGAAAUUUGGACAGGUCCCAGUGGUAAGUUUCAUUUUUAUUUUUAUUUUUUUAAAUUUGAAUUAAGGGUUUUGAGAUAGACUGUCUGUGACUGGGACUGAUUUCAUGAAUAUCCCUCUCUGUAUUCCUUCUAUUGUACAGUAUAGGCAAGAUUGCUAAACAGUGUAACUGGCAAAUGAUUAAAGAAAACUGUUAGUUUCCGAAAUCAAAUUGGCAAGAGAAGUCUUCUUUUUCAUAGAAUUCUUUGAUUGUUCUAAAUAGAAAUCCCUCUUUCUCAUGUAGAUGUUGAUGUCUGCAACAGUUACAGUGUAAAUACACAAAUUCGCUUACUGAAACCAACUGUCGCACUAAAGGGGUUUCUGUUGGAAAAUGUACUAAUCUGACUCUCUUUAUAAUACAUGGCAAUCAUUUAAGGGGGAAUGAAAUAGCAGGUGUCAGUCUGUAGAAAUCCUUUCACCACUAUAAGGAAAUAUAUUCCUGUAUUAUUGAUUGAAUCUCACCCCUACCUUGCCUGUGCAAUGCUCUGAAUGGCAGGUGUGUGGUUAAUUCACAUAAUAAUGAUUUUUGAUCAACUAACAUCUAAAACUGAAAAAUGUAUUGUAUGUGAAGAAUUCAUUAACUUUGAUUUAUCAUACAUUUGUCAUUUAACCACAAUAAUCUUCUUAGUGAAUACACCCUUUUAUAUUAAUAUGUAUUACAUUAUGCUUUCUUUCUUUAACCCCUUAAGGACCAAACUUCUGGAAUAAAAGGGAAUCAUGACAUGUCACACGUCAUGUGUCCUUAAGGGGUUAAGCUGUCCAAUAUUUAUUUUUUGAAUUCAUACAUACAUAUUAUAAAUAGAAAUCUAAUUUGGUAUACACUAAGUGGAGUUUAGUCAUAACUUACUAGAGUAAGAAAUUGAAUAGAGAAGGACCCUUAAAGAGAUUGAAGUCUACAGUUAAAUGUUGGGAAAUAUAAGACAUGCAAUAAGAAGUCUAUUUUACAUAAAUAUGUGGAUUUUCUGGGGAAGGGGUGUUACUACAAAUUUAUGAAAUGGAAUAGGCAUAAGAUUUUUUUUAGUAGAAUGUUAAGUCGUUUAACAGAAGUAUGUACUCUGUAAGAAGAAUAUUUUAUCAAAACGGGGAAAUUCUCCAUCUCCGCUAAAGGGACAGCUUGUCUAUUUUUGUCUUAGUUUUGCCACGCAGAUUUUAGCUCACUACAAAUCAGAAUCUAGCAAAUACAAAUGGGAAAAUGAAGUGAAAACAGAGUUUCUCCUGUAGGCAAUUCCACACACCGUGCAACGUGCUGAAUAUUAAUAAAGGCAUAUAUAUUAAUGGUUUUAACUAAUUCUGUAACAUAUAUUAUUCUGUUUUUGUUUUUUUAAUAUAAAUUUUAUCAUAUGUAAUUAUGCAUGUAAUCCCCUUUUAUUUUUAUUUUCUUUCCUUUUACCUGUUUUUUUUAAUUUAAUUUUUAUUGUUUUUAUUUACUAUUAUAUUAUGUUUUAUUAUGUUAUACAUUGUUAAUAAUGCAUUUUUCUAAAAUUGUUAGAUAAAAAUAAUUUUAAAAGAAUCGAGUUAAUAACCUUUCCAAUCCCCUGUCAUAGUAAAGAAGUAAUCUCUUUAAUCUAAAUGGGUUUAUACCUGUACAGGUGUUCUAACACACAUACUUUGAUAAAUGUGCUGACGUAUCAUGCUAUCAGUCUAUACAUUGUAUUAAACUUGUUUAUGCUGUAUGUUCCAGUGUGAUGUUGGGGAGCAAUGUGCGGUGAGGAAGGCAUCACGGAUUGGAAAAUUAUGUAAUUGCCCUGGGGGCUCCGUGUGCAACUUCUUCCUCUUAAAGUGUUUGUAAAUGAAAAGAUGUCCGUCAGCAUUAUCUGCAGAACCAACAAUGACAACCAUCGAGAUAAGAAGCAGACGGGAUCCGUGUGAUGAUAAAAGGCUUUUUACACUCAUACAAUGAUUUGCAACAUACAGGGUUUGUUUUAGGGGGUGAGAAGAAGUACCAGGCCCCCAUGUCCAUAAUUAUCCUAAUUACCAGUGUAACGUCAAUUUAAUUACUGUGGUGGAUGACAGUUAUUGUUAUUGAUAUUGCAGUAAAAAAAAACAUUAAGUUCUAAAAGUGUCAGGACAAUUAGUUUCCUCUCAGCAUUGGGUUAUAUAUUUUUUUUAACUGAUAUUUUUUUCAAUGUGGGUGUAGCCUAAUUAGACGUCCACAGGGGGACUCCACAUUUCAAACUCCAACCACGGCAGAAUCUGCUUUGUUUAUUGUAAUCUGUUGCGUCUUGUUACAGGAUUUGUAAUCUUGUGCAGAUAAUGCAAAUAAAAAAACACUGUCUUUUGUAAAGUAGUAUUUUUCUUUUUUCUUGAAGCCGUUGGAAAAAAAAAUAGAUUGGAAUGGAUUUG
This is a messenger RNA of Pelobates cultripes (western spadefoot toad), 2867 nucleotides long. The record is from the annotation of a GenBank genome assembly. Lineage: Eukaryota; Metazoa; Chordata; Amphibia; Anura; Pelobatidae.